UUGUCGUUAUAUAACUUUACCCCACGAAUAUUUUUCGACGUGUCCCUUAUUUUAUUGGCACGAUUUUCCUUGUAGUUAAUUUCUCUGAUAACUUCCAUUUCCAUGUGCUUUAGCGCUCCUUCCGCAGUCCCCCAAAGUUCAUGUCCUUCAAUGGCUAUAAUAGAAGACAAUCGAUCACUGCUUUGUUUUCGUCCUUCCCAAACGCUAGUGUUUUUUCCCAUCAAUUUUCCCCUAUUUCACCCACUAAUCAACCUCCUCAGAAAUUCCAAAAUUUUUCAAGCCAUUUCUCAUUUCGGUUCCCUGGGCAAGUCUCCUCCUUUUAGUGAGCCAAAUGACCUUCAUAGUUAAAAAAAAAAAUUUAUGCUCCCUUUGCCUAACUAGAGAGAAGUUUAGUUGAGACAUGGAAGAGCAAGGUGUGAAUCGAACUAUCAGCUUGAAGAAGAAUGGAUCGAGGAAAAUCAUCUUUGGGAAGUUGGAGAUGGGGAGGGUAUUAGGGCAAGGCAACUUUGCCAAGGUCUAUUACGGGAAAAACAUUUCCACCCAAGAAAGUGUAGCCAUCAAAGUUAUCAACAAAGACCAAGUCAAGAAAGAAGGCUUGAUGGAGCAAAUAAAGCGAGAAAUCGCAAUCAUGAGGCUGGUUCGUCACCCCAAUGUUGUGGAGCUCAAAGAAGUUAUGGCUACCAAAAAAAGAAUAUUUUUCAUAAUGGAAUACGUCAAAGGUGGUGAAUUGUUCGCUAAGGUAGUUAAGGGAAGGUUAAAGGAAGAUUCAGCCAGGAAAUACUUUCACCAACUAGUCAGCUCAGUCGACUUUUGUCACAGUCGAGGCGUCUACCAUCGUGAUCUGAAGCCUGAGAAUCUGCUACUGGACGAGAAUGACAACUUGAAAGUCUCAGAUUUUGGACUCUCCGCUUUGCCUGAACAGCUAAGAAACGAUGGGUUGCUUCACACACAAUGUGGGACUCCGUCUUAUGUUGCCCCCGAGGUUUUGAGGAAGAACGGGUAUGACGGAGCCAAAGCUGACAUUUGGUCGUGUGGGGUUGUUUUGUUUGUUCUCCUGACAGGGUUUUUGCCUUUCCAAGCCGAAAAUGUUAUGCACAUGUAUAGGAAAAUUUUCAAGGCAGAAUAUGAGUUUCCCCCCUGGAUUUCAAACGACGCAAGGAGAUUAAUUUCUAAGCUUCUCGUUGCUGACCCUGAUAAGAGGAUUACUGUUCCGGGGAUCAUCAGCAAUCCCUGGUUCCGGAAGGGAUUUUCGAAGACUGUGUCAUCACUGGUUGAACAUGAAAAUGGCGACAUGAAUGGGAUUGAGAGCAAUAGGGAGCUGGAAAUGGUAACCACGAAGUCAUCCCCGCCACCAUUUUACAACGCGUUUGAAUUGAUUUCAUCAAUGUCAUCAGGGUUUGACUUGUCGAAUCUGUUCGAAAAUGAGAGAAAGCCAGCUUCUUUAUUCACUUCCAAGGGUUCGGCUUCGGCAACCCUGGCGAGGCUUGUAUCCACGGCGAAGAAGUUGAACUUUAGGGUGUUAGCUACGAAAGAAUUCAAGGUUAGAAUGCAAGGCAAAGUGGAAGGAAGGAAAGGGAAAUUAGCGGUUACAGCGGAGGUUUUCGAGCUGGCGCCGGAGGUAGCAGUGGUGGAGUUGUCAAAGCCCGCGGGUGACACUCUUGAGUACAACAAGUUUUACGAGGAAGAAUUAAGGCCAGCCCUUGCAGACAUAGUUUGGAGUUGGCAAGGUGAAAAUAACUGUCAGUAACAUGGCUUCUGUCGCUAGGAAGAGGCUCAAGCUAGAUGGGAAUCUUUCUUUGUCGCAAAUAAUUGUUCCUCGGGUAAACCAGCUUUUGUUUGUUAGAUUAUAUAUGCCUUAGUAUUAGCUAGUCUACUUAGUUUAGUUUGAUUCGACGUAUAAUAUGAGCAAAUGUUACCAUGUUUUGAGGCAUGGGCUAAUGAAAUAUGUACAUGAAUAUAUAUAUGUGUAAAUGAGCUGUUACAGUAAUAAAUGAUAAUAAGAAAAUAUGGUUUUUUCUUUUUACAAAGAAAUUUGUAGCUAGUGGGGUUAACUUACAGAUUCAAAGAGCUAGGAAUGGUAGUUUGAUUAUUUUAGUAUCAAAGAAUGAGGAAUGGUAGUUCCAAUAUUGGUUUUUGCUGUUA
Molecule: messenger RNA, 2142 nt
Organism: Gossypium raimondii (Peruvian cotton)
Lineage: Eukaryota; Viridiplantae; Streptophyta; Magnoliopsida; Malvales; Malvaceae
Product: CBL-interacting serine/threonine-protein kinase 25
Exons: 1
Coding region: 401-1747 (448 amino acids)
Biological process (GO): signal transduction; protein phosphorylation
Molecular function (GO): ATP binding; protein kinase activity
Source: RefSeq, a predicted model, not a curated record